Messenger RNA from Trichoderma reesei QM6a, 873 nucleotides. RefSeq lists its product as uncharacterized. Gene Ontology annotation, molecular function: ubiquitin protein ligase activity; cyclin binding; ubiquitin conjugating enzyme binding. The annotation marks the transcript as partial. Gene Ontology annotation, cellular component: ubiquitin ligase complex; cytosol; nucleus. NCBI's taxonomy places the organism in Eukaryota, Fungi, Ascomycota, Sordariomycetes, Hypocreales, Hypocreaceae. The record is from RefSeq and is a predicted model, not a curated record. Gene Ontology annotation, biological process: protein polyubiquitination; proteasome-mediated ubiquitin-dependent protein catabolic process; protein monoubiquitination. The transcript is spliced from 2 exons.
GUUGGCUCCAGCAUCUGCUGCCGAAAUUGCGGCUGCGAGAUUGUGCAACAAGGCCGUGUCAAGUCAUGGAAAGAUUUACCUAGCGAGAACUGGGCGGAGAUGAUGGAAUUCUGGCAUUGCCAUAAGCCUCACGACCACGGACACGAGCAUCACAACGGCGACGCCCUGUCCAAGCGUGGAUACGGAGCUAAUAGCGCAAUCACCGCUCAGCCUGGUAUUGGGUUUGUGGACCUCACUUCCUUCAUGUUCUCAGAGUCGGACUGUGAUGGUCUGUUGUUCUCUCGACCCAACUCUGAGUCCACCUUCGAUACCAGCAAAGAGGCCAUUGAUGGAGCUGAUCCAGUGGAGCCUCUACGUAUCACUUGCAAGGCUUGCGCUUCAGAAAUAGGGCUAUACAAUGCUCUUGCAUCAUCUAUAGCCCUGUUCAAGUGGCAGGUGACUUGCGAAACAGCUUCGCCCAGCAAGGCUCCAAGCAGCUCAGAGUGCCUAGCAGCCACUCUGAUAGCAACUAUUUCACGAUCAGGCUCGUCCAAAUCCGUUGUGGCAUCACAUACGUUUGAUACCACUGCAGAAGGAACAAGGUCGGAGCAGCCUCUGUCUCUGAAUCUCUGGGUGCUCAAUGCCAAUAUCGUGUAUACGUCCACCAUGCGCGAAGGAAGGAGGACGGCGAUAAAGCUUCUCUAUCAAGACAUUGAUGUAGAGCAAGGAAAUAGCCUCGUUGAUUCCAUGACCUCGGGAGUCCAGGAGAUCAGCUUCCCAGCCGCUGCUAUUAAGACAGCUCGGCAGGUUCUCCAGGAGAGUAACAGCUUGAUGCCCGUCUCUGAGCGGUUGUUCCAGCAAUGGCAUGUGGGUUUACUAGAGCGUUGGGAAUAG